Rhagoletis pomonella (apple maggot) is the source of this 1688-nucleotide messenger RNA. RefSeq names its product putative nuclease HARBI1. The transcript has 4 exons. NCBI's taxonomy places the organism in Eukaryota, Metazoa, Arthropoda, Insecta, Diptera, Tephritidae. The coding region runs from base 148 to 1368 and encodes 406 amino acids. The record is from RefSeq and is a predicted model, not a curated record.
CUGCGAAAUGGCUGUCAAGAUGUUAUGUUCUUUUCUUAAAAGUAGGCAACAUAUUAAAGGGGUAUCGCAUUCUUUUGUGAAAAUUGUUACAUUCUGGCAGCGCAAAAGUGUUCCACUUUCUACCCUCUAUAAAAUGAUGGUGUGGCAAUGUCACACCGCAAAACAGCUGAUUUUGAUUGUUUAUUAUUUUUUCACAAGAACGCUGAAAAAAUUUUAAGCCGAAAAAACGACGAAAUGGAAGCAGUAAUUGGAUUGAGUGAAUUAUUAGACGAAUUGCUAGAUUCGUCUUCAUCAUCGGAAGAAGAGAUUGAGGCGGUUCUUUUAAGAAGAAACCCUUAUCCACGCGUGCAAGACUUCAUAGUAAAUGUUGUUCACUCCUACACCGAGUUGGAGUUCAAAACAAACUUCCGCAUUACCCGCGGCAGUGCAGAAUAUCUCGUGGCAAGGUAUUCCUCUAGCAGAUGGUAUGUAAAAAGGAGCUACAAGGGAGGCAGACUGCAAUCUACAGCGGAAACUCAUAUGCUUUCUUUUUUGUGGUUUAGCGCUAACAAAACUACGUUCAGAGAAGUAGCAAACCUUUUUGGCGUGACGUUGUCGAACAUUCAUUUCACCUUCAAUAAAGUUUUGAGUUUCUUAGUGGAAGCUGUUGCGUCGGAGUCAAUAAGAUUUCCAAAGGAAGAUGUUGAGAAAGAAGCUAUUGCGAAGGAAUUUCAAAAGAUUGCUGGGUUCCCAAACGUUUUGGGCUGCAUAGAUGGUAGCUACAUUUCCAUUAGAAAGCCUAAGAAUAAAAUACGUUCAACCUACACAAAUAGACAUGAUUGUGCAUCAAUAACCUUGCAAGGAAUUUGCGAUGCAAAGCUACGUUUUCUGGACGUAUAUACAGGCAUUCCUAGCAAAAUUCAUGAUUCGCGGAUUUUAAAAUUAUCUUUCAUUGGAAAGGAGCUUCCAAGCGCAUGUGCUCCUAAAUAUCAUUUGCUAGGCGACGCUGCGUAUCCCCUUCGUGAAUAUUUACUAACUCCAUUUCGGGAUUAUGGAAGUUUGAGCGAAUCGGAAAAACUAUUCAACCUGAAAUUUUGCCAAACGCGAGUGAAAAUUGAAAACGCAUUCGGUGUGCUAAAAUCUCGUUUUCGCCAGCUAAUGCGUCUCGAUUUUCAUGAUGUGGAAGUCAUGGCCAAAUUUAUUAUAGCUUGUUGUGCUCUACAUAACAUUUGUAUAGAGAGAAAUGAUUGCUGUGAUAUUGAAACCAGCUAUAUCGAAACUGAAAGCGGUCAUAUUGAAGGCGGUGACAGAAGAGACCUUUUGCUAACGCAGCUGGGACAACUGAAGCGAAAUGAAAUCAAAAACCAUUUCUAUAAUUUCAGACAUUAAUUGCAGUUUUACUGCCUUUUUAUUAGAAAAGAACUGAAAUAAAAAUAUUAAAUAAUUCAAUCUUUUGUUUAACAAAACUAGAAAUUCACUCAUCGUAGUAGGUUAUAUUUUUUAAUAAAAAUAUGUCAGCAUUUACAGUUGUACAAAAAGUAAUAGAAGUGCGAUAUUUUGACCAGUUUUGACUACUUUUCUUUGUUUAUUAAAUAUUUUUUUAUUUUUAUAAAAGCGUAGUUGGAUAUGCACCAAACACCAUAUAAGUAAACAUUUCAAACUUCGUACAAAAAUUAUAAAAAUCUACAAAGGUUCGAAAAUGGCAAAAG